AACUGACAACAAUGUUUAAAAAACAAACAUAUGGGACGCCCUUACUAUAACCCUUGGACAAUAAUAGAGUCGACUAGAUUUGCGAUUUGAUCCAGUGCAACCAUCAAUUGCGAUAUUCGAUUCUUGAUACCAUGAGUGGAAAAUUGGAUUGCGUGAUCGUGGCCGUAGAUGGAAGCGAAGUGAGCAUGAACGCCUUGAAAUGGGCUCUCGAGAACCUGAAACUCGGGUCUUCUGAGAGUUCGUUUGUUAUUCUCCAUGUUCAAUCCCCGCCGACUAUAGCAGCUGGCCUUAAUCCCGGCGCAAUCCCUUUUGGGGGUCCCAGUGAUCUAGAGGUGCCUGCAUUCACUGCGGCAAUUGAGGCUCACCAGAAACGGAUUACACAGGCUAUUUUGGAUCAUGCUCUUCAAAUUUGCUCUAAUAAAAAUGUUGGGGUUAAAACAAAAACACAAGUACUCGUUGGGGAUCCAAAGGAAAAGAUUUGUGAAGCUGUAGAUCAGUUGAAUGCUGAUUUACUAGUGAUGGGGUUCCGUGCUUUUGGUCCCCUUAAAAGGAUGUUUUUGGGAAGUGUUAGCAACUAUUGUUCAAACCAUGCACAAUGCCCAGUUGUGAUUAUUAAGAGAAGCUCUUGAGAAGCCAUUUUGAAUUUUGAGCGUGUGAUACUGAUGCAGUUCAUGGUGAAGACCAAAUCGAUCCUGUAAUUGUUGUAAUUGUAUUGUGGGUUUUCUGAAUUUCCGGGAUAUUAAGGUGUGUACAAAGUUGUUCUGCUCUUGUAAGUUAAAAUUUGUUGAUGUUGAAACUGAAUUUUGUUGAUUUGAUUACUGGUGAAAGUUGAUAUGGAUGGAUUCAAUCAUUCAAGUGUUACUGU
Olea europaea var. sylvestris is the source of this 865-nucleotide messenger RNA. RefSeq names its product universal stress protein A-like protein. The record is from RefSeq and is a predicted model, not a curated record. The coding region runs from base 132 to 629 and encodes 165 amino acids. NCBI's taxonomy places the organism in Eukaryota, Viridiplantae, Streptophyta, Magnoliopsida, Lamiales, Oleaceae. The transcript has 5 exons.